Sclerotinia sclerotiorum 1980 UF-70 is the source of this 111-nucleotide messenger RNA. RefSeq lists its product with no specific name. The record is from RefSeq and is a predicted model, not a curated record. The coding region runs from base 1 to 111 and encodes 36 amino acids. The transcript has a single exon. Lineage: Eukaryota; Fungi; Ascomycota; Leotiomycetes; Helotiales; Sclerotiniaceae.
AUGGAAGAGGCGAGGACAGCAAUGUUGAAGAUUGAGGAGACGAGAAAGAGCAAUAUGGGUUCAGGCUGUGUAAGAGGUGAACGAGUGAUUGACUACGGCAGGGAAUGCUGA